Striga hermonthica is the source of this 606-nucleotide messenger RNA. The record is from the annotation of a GenBank genome assembly. NCBI's taxonomy places the organism in Eukaryota, Viridiplantae, Streptophyta, Magnoliopsida, Lamiales, Orobanchaceae.
AUGCCAGGCAUUAGUGAUCCUGGAAAUGAGCUAGCCAAAUUGUGUGUAGAAAAAAAUAUACCCGUUAUACCUGUACCUGGGCCAUCUGCUGUGGUAGCAGCUCUCUCCGCAUCCGGGUUGCCAACUAAUGAGUUUACAUUUGUUGGUUUUCUGCCGAAACAUGGGACAACAAGAAGGGAGAGGUUGAUGGUUGCUGCGAAUAGUGCUACCACUCAGGUCUUCUUUGUUCCUCCCCAUAAUCUCUUUCAGUUUCUGGAAGACACUUCUUCAAUCUUUGGACAACAUAGGCGUUGUGUCAUUGCUCGAGAGAUGACCAAAAUGCAUGAAGAAUUCUGGCGUGGCACUCUUGGGGAAGCCAUGGAAGCUUUCUCCACGCACCAACCGAAAGGUGAAAUCACAAUGUUGAUUGAAGGAAUGACAAUUAGCGAGGGUCAAAAGCUCUCCGAGUCUCAACUUGAAAAGGAGUUGGGCGAGUUGAUUUCUCAAGGGCACAGUCUUUCCAUGGCAGUCAAGUUGGUGGCCCCAGGAACACCCAUGAAGCGAAAAGCAAUAUAUUCUCUGGCACUGGAAAAAUUCGGCAAACAUGGUUCGGAUGAUAAGAAAUGA